AUGGCUGACACCCAAGUCCAACAGUUCUCGCGGCGGGGUGUUCUUCAUGACUGGAUGUCGGAUCAGCAGACGCCACCCCAUCACCGCAACCCGGGAACGGAGAACCCGACCUUACUUGAGGACCGGGGCUCAUCUUGCAAGGCCCUGCUUGAGCCACGCCCAGCAGAACAGUCGCAAGAAGCGGAACCUGUCCCCUCACCGACCAUAUCCAUGGGCACCAUGGCCAAAGCAGAGGAAGUGAUAUCAUCAGGGGCAGGCAACGCACUCGAGUCGUCCACCUGCCCUCACUCAGAGACUGCCCACGAGGCCAUCAUCACACUAUCUCCAGUGAUAGAAGACCCAGCUCACAAACCACCCACCCUCCUCACCAUCCCCUUCGAGAUCCGGCUCGAGAUAUACGCCUACCUCCUGACCAUCCCACCGCCACCGCCACCUCCCCCAUCCACCUCCACAACCCCCUCCACACGCACACCAUCACCCACCCCCUACCACGCCCCGAAACCCACGCCCCCCCUGCACCCCUCCCUCCUCCACCCCUGCCACCAACUCCACGCCGAGACCGUCCCCUUCCUCUACCGCACCAACACCUUCCACGCGCACCCCGUCCUCCUCACCGCCCUGCCCUCCCUCUUCAACCCCCACUCACCCCACUUACCCCCGACUCACUACCCGCCCAUCCGCACGCCGUCCCUCGCGGGUCUGAUCACGAAAUACCGCAUCCGCGUCCGCCUAGACGCCGAACCCCCGCGCGGCGUCGACCGUGUGAGUGUGUCGGCGCAGUUUUCUGGUAGGGAUGAGGUGACGAUCGAGGCGUGGCGGGCGGCGUGGAAGGGCGCCGGGCCGGACGUGCUGAGACUGUUUGAGGGCGUGCGUGGGGUGAGGAGGGCGAGGGUCGUGGGGUGUGUGGAUGAUGGGGAUGGGGUUGGGUUUGGGUUGAGGGCUUAUGCACGCUGGUUGGAGGGCGCUAUGAUGGGGGAGGUUGGGUCGGUUGUGAGGCCGCAUCUUUGGGAUGGUUGA
Messenger RNA from Anthostomella pinea, 1017 nucleotides. NCBI's taxonomy places the organism in Eukaryota, Fungi, Ascomycota, Sordariomycetes, Xylariales, Xylariaceae. The record is from the annotation of a GenBank genome assembly.